Messenger RNA from Hevea brasiliensis (rubber tree), 1816 nucleotides. Its product is annotated as phenylalanine--tRNA ligase alpha subunit, cytoplasmic. Bases 161 to 1639 code for a protein of 492 amino acids. Lineage: Eukaryota; Viridiplantae; Streptophyta; Magnoliopsida; Malpighiales; Euphorbiaceae. Gene Ontology annotation, cellular component: phenylalanine-tRNA ligase complex; cytoplasm; cytosol. The record is from RefSeq and is a predicted model, not a curated record. The transcript is spliced from 18 exons. Gene Ontology annotation, biological process: phenylalanyl-tRNA aminoacylation. Gene Ontology annotation, molecular function: phenylalanine-tRNA ligase activity; tRNA binding; ATP binding.
AAGCCCAAAACGAGAGCCCAGUCGUCCCUUCACAUGCCCUAGCUCUAUGUGCAAGCAUUUCAUUUGCGUCAUCCUCCUGUAGAGUGAAAUGCUGUGGUGGCUACGUCGAAACUAGCCUAUUGCCCUAUUGGAGACACAGAACCCUUGCAAUCGAGAGAUAAUGGCAGAGGAGGCGAUUUUGGGCUACUUAGAGAAUCACGAAGAAAUCUCUGAUUCCGGCGAGUUCGCCGCAGAAAGGGGAAUCGACCACGCUGAGAUCGUCAAUGUUGUCAAAAGCCUGCACGGUUUUCGCUUCGUUGACACUCAGGACAUUAAGAGGGAGACAUGGGUACUUACUGAGGAAGGGAAAAAGUAUGCUGCUGAAGGAUCGCCUGAAGUACAGCUGUUCUUGGCUGUGCCAGCAGAGGGUAGCAUCUCGAAGGAUGAGUUGCAGAAAAAGCUUGACUCUGGAAUUUUCAAAAUAGGGUGCACGCAGGCUGGAAAGAAUAAGUGGGUGGAAAUGGGAAAGCAUAUAUCGAGGAAGGUUCAACAUGUGGAAGACAAAGUAAAGGACUUGCUUUUGCGGAUUCAAGAUGGCAAGACAAUUGACAAAGAUGAUAUUAAUUCAUUGAAAGCAAGAAAGCUGAUUGUUUUACAGACUUGGAAGGGCUACUCAGUGAGAAAAGGUCCUAACUAUGCACCAAAAAGAAAGAAACCAGCAACUGAUUUGACUCGGGAAAAUCUACAGAGGGGUGAUUGGAAGGAACUAGAGUUUAAGGAGUAUAACUUCAGUGCUAAGGGUCCACCACCUGAAUGUGGCCAUCUUCAUCCGCUGAACAAGGUUAAAGACCGAUUGAAGGAUAUUUUUCGUCAACUAAAUUUUGAGGAAAUGCCGACAAAUAGAUAUGUUGAGAGCAGCUUCUGGAAUUUUGAUGCACUGUUCCAGCCACAACAACAUCCUGCCCGUGAUUCACAUGAUACAUUCUUCUUGCAAGUUCCUUCAACGACAAGGCAGCUGCCAGAGGAUUAUGUUGAACAAGUGAAGGAGGUUCAUGAGUCGGGAGGUUAUGGAUCAAGAGGAUAUGGAUAUGAAUGGAAAAGAGAUGAAGCAAACAAAAACCUUUUGCGAACUCACACAACAGCAAUUUCAUCACAGAUGCUUUAUGCACUAGCACAGCACGCAAAAGUGCAUCCUUUUAGUCCCAAAAGAUACUUCUCAAUCGAUCGAGUUUUCAGAAAUGAAGCAGUAGAUCGUACUCAUCUUGCGGAGUUCCAUCAGAUAGAAGGUCUGGUGUGUGAUCGAGGCCUUACUUUGAGUCACCUGAUUGGAAUCCUGGAGGACUUCUUUUCACGAUUAGGGAUGUCUAAGCUGCGGUUCAAGCCUGCUUAUAAUCCAUAUACCGAACCUAGCAUGGAGAUUUUCAGCUAUCACGAAGGCUUUGGGAAAUGGGUGGAGAUUGGAAAUUCUGGCAUGUUCAGGCCCGAAAUGUUGCGUCCCAUGGGAUUUCCAGAAGAUGUUAGUGUUAUUGCAUGGGGGCUUUCACUUGAAAGACCAACGAUGAUAUUGUAUGGAAUUGAUAAUAUCCGUGAUCUGUUUGGACACAAGGUGGAUCUUACUCUCAUGAAGAGAAACCCUCUAUGUCUCAUCGGAAUUCGUUAGACUCUGAAGUGUUUCUUAUUUGUUACCAUUUUUAUUUCUUCUCAUCUGAGGACAAAUUGCAAUGAGUUUUAUGUGGGCAAAAUUGUCAAAGUGCCUGGCUCUGUAUUCUUUCGGCAUCGCCAUGUUGCGAGUCUAGUGAACUUGUAUUGCAAUUUGCAGCGACGCACUCUAACGCUA